Messenger RNA from Gongylonema pulchrum, 315 nucleotides. The record is from the annotation of a GenBank genome assembly. Lineage: Eukaryota; Metazoa; Nematoda; Chromadorea; Rhabditida; Gongylonematidae.
AUGAAUCGCGGAGCACAAACAAAUAUCUCUUCGCUUUGGAAAGAUGAAUCGUACGCAUCCGAAAGAGCAGCAGCUGAAAAAGAAGCAGCGGAUUUGAUGAAGAAAUACCUGAUGAACUUGAGAGCUUACAGGGAUUCGCAUCCAGAUUUGACCGAAAGUCAUGCGGCUUAUUUGGAAAACGCUAUUUCGGUGGCACAAAAAACUGUAAUGUCGUCGUUGUCGAACCUGUUGAGCAUUUUUACCUGGGCACAAGCUGUGGUUUUUGACGAUGAUGGAAAAACGGUUGCUGGAUGCAUAGAAAGGUUGAUAGAGUAA